Molecule: messenger RNA, 1737 nt
Organism: Elgaria multicarinata webbii
Lineage: Eukaryota; Metazoa; Chordata; Lepidosauria; Squamata; Anguidae
Product: zinc finger and SCAN domain-containing protein 31-like
Exons: 3
Coding region: 110-1624 (504 amino acids)
Biological process (GO): regulation of transcription by RNA polymerase II
Molecular function (GO): DNA-binding transcription factor activity, RNA polymerase II-specific; RNA polymerase II cis-regulatory region sequence-specific DNA binding
Source: RefSeq, a predicted model, not a curated record
AGAAGUCCGUUGCAGCAGUUUAGAAGACUGUCAUCUCCUGAGUAUCUGCCUUUUCUUCUAGAACUUUCUAUCCGGAGUGUUGAUUACUGUGGGGGCCACGUGAACCAACAUGGAGGAGCGAGACCCAACGUGCCUCACACCGGGGGCGGCCUCAUAUAGAGAAGGAAAAGUUCUCCCUGGCAACCAGGCUGGGAGCAUCAGGGAAUUCUUGCAGAGGAUGCCUCUAGGUCAGGUUAAACAAGAACCGGAUGAGGCGCUGCUUCAGCACUGGGAAGCCCAAUGGCAGGACUUCCUGAAGAAAAUGGAGUCUCCUCAGUAUGACUGGGGGAUUCUGCAACCGUCGGAGGAAACCACACCCUGGGUUGACACAAAAGGGUUUUUGGCUUCCUUCGAGCAAGUGGCCGAGGCCUGUCGGUGGCCCAAGGCAGAGUGGGCGGCCCGGCUCCUGCCAGCCCUCAGCGGAGAAGCCGAGCAGGCCUUUAUUAGCCUGGAGGGCCGAGACAGAGAGGACUAUGGGAAAGUGAAGGCGGCCAUCUUGCGAGGAGACGCCAUCGGUAGGGAGAAGCUACGGCAGCAUUUCCGCCGUUUCUGCUACCAGGAGGCCGAGGGGCCGAGAGGGGUUUACAGCCGGCUCCAGGAACUUUGCCGCCGGUGGCUGAAAGUCGAGAGACACUCCAAGGAGCAGAUUUUAGAGGUGCUGAUCCUGGAGCAGUUCCUGGCCAUCCUCCCCUCGGAGAUCCAGAACUGGGUCAGAGAACGGGGCCCCGAGACCUGCGGCCAGGCUGUGGUCCUGGCCGAGGAUUUCCUGCACAUGCAACAAGAGGCCGCGAAGCGGGAAAGACAGGUAGCUGAGGAGGAGGGGGUGACUGCAAAUCCCUCUGAGGUAGGCCGGGCCUUGCCUGACCUCAAGCAGAAGCCUCUGUGUGCAGAGACCAAGCAGGAAGAAGAUGGGGGAGAGGCCGGCCUGUUGGGUGGUCAAGGCUGGUUGACCGCAGAUGUCGGCGAGGCGUAUCCGCCAGAAGAUUCACAGCGGGCGGGACCGCGUGGCUUUGCACCGGCGAGCGCAGAAGGAGCCAUUCUCUUGGGCUGCAGGCAGGAAAAGGCCUCUGGGAGUCAGCACAGAGCGGAGUUCCAGCAGGAAACGCGCCCAGAGGAGAAAGUGGCGGGUUCUGCUCCUUACGGAGACGGUUACGCGGAUUUCGGGGGGACGGCCGUCCACCAAAGAAUCCACACGGGUAAGAGGCACAACGCCUACGGCGCUUACGGGAACAACUUCGCCCGUAGCUCCAGCUCCGCUACGUACAAGCGGAUGCGCCAGGGAGGCAAAUCGCACGUGUGUUUGGUGUGCGGGAAGUGCUUCCUUUACAGCUCGGGGCUGGCCACCCACCAGCGCAUCCACACCGGGGAGAAGCCCUACGUGUGCGCGGAGUGCGGGAGGACCUUCGUCUGCAGCUCGGAUCGGAACCGCCACCAGAGGACGCACACGGAGGAGACGCCCUACGAGUGCGCCGAGUGCGGGAAGCGCUUCCGGCAGCGGUUCAGCCUCAGCCGGCACCGCCGGACCCACGCCGGCGAGCGCCCCUAUCCGUGCUCGGGAGGCCGGGGAAACUCUGUUGUGACGUGAAAGGCCCCCCUCCCCUUUGAAACAGACAGACGCUCGUGGGGCGGAGUCCGUCUCCGCAAGAGGGCAACGCGGAACAGUCUGGCCAGCUAUUCAAAAGGACAAGCGCCUUUAGA